Messenger RNA from Notothenia coriiceps (black rockcod), 5739 nucleotides. Its product is annotated as ephrin type-B receptor 2-like. Gene Ontology annotation, molecular function: protein binding; transmembrane-ephrin receptor activity. NCBI's taxonomy places the organism in Eukaryota, Metazoa, Chordata, Actinopteri, Perciformes, Nototheniidae. Gene Ontology annotation, biological process: ephrin receptor signaling pathway; axon guidance; protein phosphorylation. Bases 1 to 474 code for a protein of 157 amino acids. The transcript has 4 exons. Gene Ontology annotation, cellular component: plasma membrane; dendrite. The record is from RefSeq and is a predicted model, not a curated record.
AUGGGCGAUAUCGAGGUCAUCAAUGCCAUAGAGCAGGACUACAGGUUGCCCCCCCCGAUGGACUGUCCUAAUGCCCUGCAUCAGCUGAUGUUAGAUUGCUGGCAAAAAGACCGCAACAACCGGCCCAAAUUCAGCCAGAUUGUCAGCACCCUGGACAAGAUGAUCCGCAACCCCAACAGCCUGAAGGCCACCACACCGCUGUCAUCAAGUGUUCACUUACCUCUGCUGGACCGCUCCACUCCAGACUUCUCCUCUUUCAGCACAGUGGAUGAGUGGCUGGAGGCCAUAAAGAUGGGCCUGUACAAGGAGAACUUUGCAAACGAAAGCUUCACCACCUUUGAACUGGUGUCGCAAAUGACCAUGGAGGACAUCUUCAGAGUGGGAGUGACACUGGUUGGUCACCAGAAGAAGAUCCUCAACAGCAUCCAGUCCAUGAGGGCCCAGAUGAACCAGAUCACCUCAGUGGAGGUGUGAUGUUGCAGAGGAAGCCUACCUGCAACCAUCGAGGACACUUUCAGUGACUUUAUCCCACACACACUAACACACACCACCAGCACUAGGAGUGUUCUUGUAGCUGCUGUAUGUUCAGCUAACAUGCAGGCCUUUGUGUUGUGGAGGACCAUACCCACAGCCCGCUUCAAAUACUCCGUGUACUUCACAGGACUCCUUGUGUUUAUUCUAAUAAUAACACACCAAGUUCAACCAUCAGUGAGCAAUCAGUUUCCAAAACUGGCAUUGCACUUACAUGACUCACUGCUGGAAAUUAAAAUGAACAAAAGUGAAAAACAGUGACAACUAAACUCAACCUACCUUAUGUGCUCAUAGCUGGCAGGCAGCACCUAUUUCUUUCUGAUGCAGAAUUUCUUACGGCUCUUACUGAGAGCAGCUCUGACUGAUGGCUCUGAAACAGUAACGCUGGUCUUCCACGUUUUCUAUGAGCGGCCCCUGGGCACAGUGCUGGGACCCUUAAUGGCUGGCUGUUUUAAAGGCAUUUUGACUGGAAUGCAAAAAUGCACACAUGGUUCAACCAGUGUACGCACAUUCAUUCACAGGAAAGGAUGCGCCCACACACUAGUUAUUGUAUCUGAUGUGAAACGUCAUCUCUCCUCUGGUCCAGUCUGCAGCGGCACUGUGAACACAUCUACCAGACGCUCUGCUUCUGAAGCAGCUCUGGGAUCUGUGGGGGAAAACAUACUUGUCAUUAGCAGUAGUAACUUCAGAUGGCACAUAACAACAGCACUUCAUUCAUAGUAACCGUACCCACAGAUACCCACAGUUGAUUGGCCUAUUUCCUCACCUCCACACACUCUGCCAUCAAUAGUCGAAUUCUCUAUUUCCAAACAUUAUAAGAUAUCUAGAAAUACUAAAUGUAUAAAUAAAUCAAACAAUAGUUCAAAUACACAUGGGUUCAUGGCAGUGACCAAACAAUAUCCAGCACCAUGAAGGCAGAUUAUUGCACUCUGGUGAAGCUGCAUUUCCAGCGCAUGCAGCAGCUCUACUAGACUCGCCCCCCUCACACGAUAUAGGUUUCCACUGCAUACGGCCCUCAGUGAAGGGUCAGCUGACACUGCCUGACAGCUCUAAGUCAACGGGACUGAAUUUCUUCCAUAUUCACCAGGAACGUCUGCACUUGCUCUAUUGGACGUUGCAGUUUAAGGCAUAGUUUUACCAGCCUGUUUUACAUUUGGUUCCAUUGAAAAAAAAGCAAUCCCUGUUGACAGUAGGUUGGCUAAUUAGAAACGUCUGGUUGGUGCAGGAUGUCCAUUGACACGCUAGUCAGUGGUCUGCAGUUUGGCCUCCACCUUAUCCAUUCAGCUCUCUGGGAUCUUCUAUUGGGGGGUACUACUCAAGUCUUCAUGAGUCCAGUAGAGCCGCAACAUGUGGUGGAAUUGGGCCAUAGGAAAAUUAAACUUGGGUUGUGUGCAAAGUUAAAGUUAAGAAGUCUGCAGUUCUUGUCAUGUGUCAUUGCUGCUCAGGCAGGGGCUGUGUUAGGUGUCGUUUUCAUUUGCUCCACAUCUGGGAUGAGGUGAAGAGAUAUGCCCUUUAAAAGGGCUCUUCAAAAAAUCACCUCAUAUUUCAAUCUCUGAAGUUGGAUAUGAUGUUUAACUUUUGUAGUUUGACUUUACAAAUGGUUCCCUCAAUGUAGUUUGAGCUGCUCGUCUAAAAUUACCAUUAAUGUCAUGAACAGUGAUAUUUAAAAGCCACUUUGUUGAUAGGGUUCUAAUCAUUUUACCAAACCAACAUUUUAAACCUUGAAAUACACCUGAGCCCCCUGAAAUGGACCAUAUGCAAAUGUUGACUAGACCCAAUCUGUCUGUCAUUCCCUCUGAUUGACCUUCCCAUGUCCAGUGAGUAGGGACAGUCUGAGUCAGGAAACAGUUCACUCAAAUCAAAGUCUUCUCAGUGCUGCAGGUGUGUUUUGGAGUUUCAGAUACUAUGCUUCCUAUUUUCAGGCAUUUCUAGAAGAAUCACAGUCAUCAUCUUAUACAUAUCAAAAUGCUUUGCUUUAUUUUGGCUUAGACCCCAACAAACAGCUGUCUGAUGUUUAUCACAGUACAGUUACCCCGCCAACACUGAUGUGUUUUGAGUGUUUUAAUAUCGAAAUAUCUCCAAAUUCCAAAGUUAUCUCCCAGCUCAUUGUGCUGUGCUUUUAAAUGUACACAGGUUGUACACAAAUGCAUCGGUAUGAUAUAAUAUAUUACCAUAUAUUGCCGUUAUUACGAGAGCUGUAUUCCACCUAAUGCUCAUAUUGUUAAUGUCAGCUUAUUUCUGAUGAAAGACGAACUUAAGGACAGAUAUCUGAGCUGAAUCACUUGCUUCAUCACAAUCAUCACAAAGCCCAUUCUUCACUUGGAAUACCACCACUCACAAUAUCUGAAUUUCUGAUCUCACAAUUACAAUAAUCUUGUGAUUAAGAGAAAUAUUUUGUAUUUUAAAUUAGAUUACAGAUAUGGGCCUUUUCAAGAUUUUCCUCAAUUGAAACAACAACGUUGUUUGUCAGAAGUACCCAUCACUGUUACAAUCCAUAUGACUCCUGGCCGCUGAGGGGAGGGUUUGUCGCAGUACUUAUAAUACCAUCAUUGUAUUAGAGCUGCAAAAAGAGGCUGUGUUAUGCAUGUUAAUAAACAGCUCAUGCUGUCCUUUUACAUUUGGGAAGAAGAAGGCAUUUUGAUCUCCUUCCAAAUGAGUGUUGAUCCUCCCAGGUGUUCAGUAGGACAUUCAUGUCCUGUCCUCACUUGUCCCCAUUAAACAUGGGCCCUUUCACGCCGAUCAUCUGUCCUGUACAUAUUCUCCAAAGGUGCAUAUUCCCUUUAUGGUUAGAAGGAUCCAGCCAUGUGAGAUGCUGAUACUGUACCAACACGCUUUCUAAAACCAUCCUAAGGGAACCUGUUUUUAGACUUCACAGAGACAGUACCUCUCAGAACUCUAUUUUGUUGUUUUUUUAAAAAGUCAACUUUUGAUAAUGGCACUUUUUAUAAACCGAAGGCGGUUACGACAAUAAUUUAUACUUCACAGCAUUGAGAAAAUUAUUCUUACCUUAGGUCAUGUGAUGUCUGAGUGAUUAUUUUUGGUAUCAGGACGUUGAGCAUGAUAAACCUUUUUCUUCUACCGUGCGAGCACAAAGCACUCAUUUUUGAUGUACUAACCUGAAAACCCUCUGAACCCGGUCUUUUUCGUAAAUGGUCAGAAUGUCCUCAAUAUGUAUGAGGUACAACACUUCUGAUUUUGUGAUAGCUUCCAAUAGAACCUCCAAACCCGUAAUUCCCUCACAGCACACAGUUGAUGUUAAGAUUCAGUGCUUCACUCAAAUCUGGAGGGAAUACACCUUCACCUUCCAGGAGUUAGUUGUUCUUCAAGAUUUGCAAAAUGAACAAAACAAUUCCAUGCAGGUUUGAAUUUGUAUAAUUGUUCAUUUUAAUGUGUUUUGACCUCUUUGAUCUCCCUCCUUUGAUUGUUACAUACUGGUGCACAGUGAGAUGAAGAAAAGCACUGACAUUGAUAUUUAAUAAAUGUUGUUGAGUCAGUCUUUUUAAACUGGUCUGCAAUGUUUUGUCAUACAAUAGCCCUUCAUGUUUAACAACAAACACACUGACUGCACUGUACAUAGGCAUGUUUUAGGAACAUUACAGUGUUUUCAGAUGAUCCUAUUCAAACUGGAAUAUUUAACGUGUUUAAAAUAAACAAGACAGAAAGAAAAAUAUGAGAAAAACCCAUCAGCACAAAGCAUCUGUUUUUGGAGAAACCAAACACGUGUGCAUAAAUGGGGUGCACUUCACAACAUUACAAAACUUAAUGAUUUAAAAAAUAAAUAAUAAAUUCUAUUUUGAACUAUCAAGAUGUCAAAGAAAAUGUUUUUGACAUUGUUAUAUGGAAUCAAUUAUGUGAAGUGUCAAACGUUCACAGAAAAACAACUGGAUUAUUCUGUGAAGAGUUUUGGAAACUAAACCUGGUAAUUAUACAACUCAUAACAAUGUUCCUUCACUUCAUAUGAUUUCUAUUUGUUUUUGUUUUUUUAGAGUCUCAUCUGUGUGUGUGGGUCAUUCACAGAAACAGCCUCUCUUUAAUAUGACCUCUCCAUGUACAGUUUUAAGAGAACCUUUUUUUGUAAGUGUUUAGUGCGUGUGUGCGUGUGUGUGUGUGUGUGUGUGUGUGUGUGUGUGUGUGUGUGUGUGUGUGUGUGUGUGUGUGUGUGUGUAUGUGUGUGCUAUGCUCCGUCCACAUGCUGGCCCUUUUUUGAGCUGCACUGUGCAGAUCUCAGUACUGACAUAGAGCUGACAUGUGCCUGGUUCUGGCGACAGGUUUAAUUUUCAUUAUUCCUUUAGAAAAAGUUAGAAACAUUCACAUUUUACACAAUUUGACCACAAGCGUGAUGAGAAAAGACCACUCUGUAGGAGGUAUAUGUUCUGAUGGAUCUACACAGCAUACCUGUGUGUUAGGAACAGAAUGCACGUCAUACUGUAGGUCAGGCUAUUUCACUUAUUUUAAACUGUUAAUGGCCACUAAAACAAUAACCAACCUGGCAACCCCACAGUGACAAUGUGAGACAUGCUGCUGAUCGUCAAAAUAUCCUGUAGUCCCGGAAUGUAACACCUUGAGAAAUUGAUGUGUUUACAUUUCUUUGUACAGACCAAUCAAACAUGUCCAUCAGUGAGUUCAAUAGCUUUUUUUAUUUUUUGGACUAAGAGCCAUAUUCUCAUCUGACUUCCCUAGAGAAAGGGAAUAAGCGUUGUUCAUAAUGUUGGCUUGUGUAUGUGGAGCCACUAUUUAUACAAUUUAUUAUGCCGAACUACAGCACAUUAAGAGAAAGAAGACAGUAGUUUCACAGUAUUUUACAGACUGAAGGUUAUCGUUAAUUUUCAGAAUCCAGUAUUUCAGCUUUAUGAAGUACCUAUCCCCUGUACUGCACUCUUCCUGUCUGCCUGACCAUGAGAAGCCCAAAAACCUCUCUUCUCUGUGAAAAAGGACUUUAAAAUAUAUUCUCUGGACACUUUUUGAUCCCACACACAUCACAGGGUCUGUUAGAUUCCUCUCUUCCCCGUCCUUACCGCUGUGAUCUCAUAUGUUAUGUUUUUCUGUAUAAAUGUAUAUUUGAUAGUAUACCUGUGAAUGAUGUAUCCGUUUAAAUUAUUUGUAAUACUGUCAUUGGUUUAUUUUGUUAAGAAAAACAAGAAAAAUGAAAAGAAAAGAAAACAACAAAAUGAGUUUUUUAGCUGCUGUCUUCAAUAAAAAACUAAAGCA